Colletotrichum truncatum is the source of this 468-nucleotide messenger RNA. RefSeq names its product CoA binding domain-containing protein. The record is from RefSeq and is a predicted model, not a curated record. Lineage: Eukaryota; Fungi; Ascomycota; Sordariomycetes; Glomerellales; Glomerellaceae.
AUGACGACCGAAGCAGCGGCCCGUCGUUUUUUCUCCUCAAAGUUCAUCGCCGUCGUCGGCGCGAGCUCCAACCCCGCCAAGUUCGGCCACAAGAUCUUCGCCUGGUACCUUAACCAUAACAUCCCCGCGACGCCCAUCAACCCGACCUCCAACACGGUAAACGCCCUGGGCAAGGACCACCCGGCCAUCCCUAACCUUUCGGCGCUGCCCAAUCCCAAGGAGACCUCCGUCUCCAUCAUCACCCCGCCCUUCGUCACCCUCAAGGUCCUGAAGGAGGCCAAGGAACUGGGCAUCCCCGCCGUCUGGCUGCAGCCCGGCACCUUUGACGACGCCGUCAUCGAGUACGCGCGCGGCGAGGGCGGCUUCGAGGCUGUCGUCGCCGGGUUCGGUGGCGGCACCGUUGGAGGCGAGGGCUGGUGUGUUCUCGUCGACGGCGAGAGGGCCCUCCAGGCCGCGGGUAAGCUGUGA